CCGUCCCCGGAUUUAUAUAGAUACUAAAUGCUUAUCCUGCUGUUGGGCCAACUCGGCUCUAAUCCGCAGCUCUCCAGUCCCCUGAUUCCCUCCCCACACCCCCGCCCCCCGCACCCUUGAACAAACAGUCAGCCAUGCCUCCACCAACUGAGGAUGUGAACCGUGUUCACAGCACGAGCGAAAAGGCGGCCGAUGAUACGAUUGAUCGCGUCGUCGAUACCGAGGCCGACAGGGAUGUCGCGCGCUACACAGCCGGCGUCGAGCACAUCAUCAUUGGCGAAGAGCUCAACAAACAGCUGUUCUGGAAAGUGAACAAGAGGGUGCUGGUGAUCAUGUUGGGUACCUAUUUCUGCCAGUCUCUCGACAAAGGCACCCUGGGCUUUUCCUCCAUCAUGAACAUCCAGGAGGAUGCGAAUCUUGUCGGACAACAGUUUUCCUGGCUGGGAACGAUCCUGUACAUGGGCGUCCUGGUGGGUGAAUAUCCGACCAAUUUCCUGCUACAGAAGCUGCCCAUUGCAAAGUAUCUGUCCGUCAAUGUUUUCUGCUGGGGCGCAGUCGUAGCAUGUUCCGCGGCCGCUCAAAACUUCGGUUCAUUGAUGGCGGUACGGUUCCUUCUGGGGUUCUUCGAGUCCUGCGUCCAGCCGGCAUUCAUCAUCCUCACGGCGAUGUGGUACACGCGCCAGGAACAGCAGAUCCUGACGUCCUUAUGGUACUGCAUGUUUGGCGUGCAGCUCAUGGUGGGAGGUCUGAUCGCGUUCGGAGUCUCCCACUUCAACGACGGGCCCAUUAGAUCGUGGCAACUGCUCUUCCUCGUUUUGGGUCUUCUCACCUGCGUCUGGGCUUGCUUCAUUGGCUACUACCUUCCCGACUCCCCCAUGAAGGCUAAAUGCUUCGACGAAGACACCAAGAAGCUCCUCAUCGAGCGGGUCCGCGCAAACGAAACCGGUAUCCAGAAUAAGAAAUACAAGAAGUACCAGAUCGUCGAAGCACUGACCGAUCCGAUGGUGUGGUGCUACGUGCUCCUGCAGACGAGCAGUACGCUCAUCAUCGGCGGCCUCGGGGUGUUCUCGAACCUGAUCAUCAAGGCGUUCGGGUUCACGUAUCUUCAAACACAGCUGCUGAACAUCGCGCAGGGAGCCAUCACCAUCGCGAUCAUGAUCGGCAGUGCGACUCUGGCCACGAAAUACCAACAAACCUGCGCCGUCAUGUUGCUGUGGACGGUUCCGGCGAUCGUGGGAACAGUCGUGAUAAUGCAGAUCACGCCGAAUGCUAGUAACAAGGUCGGGCUACUGAUCGCGUUCUACUGCACGCAGUUCUUCCUGGCCCAGGGAAACAUGAUCUUCUCGCUGAUCUCGCGGAACAUCGCCGGGCAGACGAAGAAGAGUGUCACUCUGACCAUCACGUUUGUCGCCUGGGCCGCGGGCAACAUGACCGCCCCCCAGAUCUUCCAGGCCAGCGAUAAGCCGCGCUACAGGCAUGGCUUCAUCGCCCACCUGAUUCUGUACAUAUUCUUCAUCUCGAUGGUCUGUAUCUCGAGGUUUAUCCUUACCAGACGGAAUGCGGCGAAGAGGAGCGAUGCGGGCGUGACGGAUGUGGCGCAGGAGAAGAUUGAACAUGCACAUGCGUUUGAAGACUUGACGGAUCAGGAGAAUCCCGACUUUCGUUAUGCUUUUUAAGGAUGUAUGGAACGGACGGACUGGGGUGGGUGGGGUGGUAUUAUGAUGGGGGCUAUGUGGGAGGAAAACUUGUUGGAGGAUCUGCAAUUGCUUUAUUUCGGUGACGAAUUUGGCGGGUUAAGUUAGCG
Molecule: messenger RNA, 1804 nt
Organism: Tricharina praecox
Lineage: Eukaryota; Fungi; Ascomycota; Pezizomycetes; Pezizales; Pyronemataceae
Product: major facilitator superfamily domain-containing protein
Exons: 4
Coding region: 135-1676 (513 amino acids)
Biological process (GO): transmembrane transport
Cellular component (GO): membrane
Molecular function (GO): transmembrane transporter activity
Source: RefSeq, a predicted model, not a curated record